CUCUUCCUCUUCCUCUUCCUCUUCUCUGAACCCGCCAUGGCCCAAACCAUUGCCAUAACCCACACCCCUUAAAGCCUCUAAUGGGCAAAGCCUUCAAAUGGUUCCGCAGCCUCCUCGGUCUCAAAAAACCCCACCCACAUACACCCAACAAUCCUAAUUCCAAUAAGCUCAACCCCAAAUGCCACUUCGCCAAAUCCUACAAGGACAACACCAAGCCCCGUCACCAUGACUCCACCGCCUCCAAUCCCGACCACCAUGCCGUCGCCAUCGCUGCCGCCUCCGCUGCAGUUGCCGAAGCCGCCGUCGCCGCCGCCCAUGCCGCAGCUGCCGUCGUCAAGCUCACCAAUAGUGGACGGGCCGCCCAUGCCUUUCACGAGGCUGAGUGGGCCGCCAUCAAAAUCCAGGCGGCAUUCCGUGGAUUUCUGGCAAGGAAGGCAUUGAGAGCUCUACGAGGGUUGGUGAAACUUCAGGCUUUGGUUCGAGGCCAUAUCGAGAGGAAGCGGACAGCUGAAUGGAUACAGAGGAUGCAAGCGUUACUCAGAGCACAGGCACGGGCUCGAUCAGGACGGAGUCAAUGUUACGAAGUUUCGCAUUCGGAUAUCAAAUCGUCUAGUUUCUCUACUCUUGAUCCUGCCACGCCGGAGAAAUUUGAACACAGCCCACAUACAAGGAGCACUAGGUUUAAACAGAUGCAGAGGAGUGGCUCGAGAUUUACAACUAUUGAUGUUGAAAAAAUUGAUAGAAUCCUUGAAAUCGAGAAUGAGAAAACUCAGUUUAAGUUGAAACCCAAGAGCCUGUUUAGCUCCAUCAAGCUUGCUCUGUCUUCUGAACUGCCUUCAUCAAAAGAGUCUGAAACUCAAUGUCCAUUUAAAUUCUCUCAUGAAGUUGAGGAGAGCUCUUUCUUUUCUGUCUCAUCAAGGGGUGCUAGUACGAAGAAAAGCCCGUUCACCCCGACCAAGAGCGACAGUACGAGGAGCUAUUUCAGUGGCGACUUGGAGUAUCCGAGCUACAUGGCCUGUACUGAAUCUUCAAGAGCUAAAAUGAGAUCAUAUAGUGCUCCGAGACAGCGCCCACAGUACGAGAGAUCGAGUUCUGCUAAGCGGGGUUCUGCAUAUGGCGUUGGGGAAUCAAGAUUGACUCCACAGCAAGUAUCAACAUUGCAGUCCAAUUUUGUUGGGAAAGCUUAUCCUGGUUCAGGUCGACUCGACCAACUCGGGAUGCCUGUGGGUUACAGAUACUGACGCCUUCUAAUAUCUCACUUUUCUUACCGCUCUUCUACUUCACAAUAGUUGCUUACUUAUAUCAGUAGUCUUAAUAAUGAACUUUGAGACCGGAGGUCUGCCAAGUUUACAAUCCUAGAACUAGAAAGACAUAUCAUUGUUCUUAGAAUUUUCAUGAUGGUAGCUUCCAUUUACAUGGUAGUAAUCUAUGUUCUGUUCUGUUUCUACUG
This is a messenger RNA of Cucurbita pepo subsp. pepo (vegetable marrow), 1450 nucleotides long. Its product is annotated as protein IQ-DOMAIN 22. The record is from RefSeq and is a predicted model, not a curated record. NCBI's taxonomy places the organism in Eukaryota, Viridiplantae, Streptophyta, Magnoliopsida, Cucurbitales, Cucurbitaceae. Gene Ontology annotation, molecular function: protein binding.